This is a messenger RNA of Triplophysa dalaica, 3042 nucleotides long. RefSeq lists its product as uncharacterized. The record is from RefSeq and is a predicted model, not a curated record. Lineage: Eukaryota; Metazoa; Chordata; Actinopteri; Cypriniformes; Nemacheilidae.
AUGGAGAAGCGUAGGGGUUGCGCGACUUCAUUAGAGCCAGACCCCCUCCGUGCCCCCCUGGCUAGGGUACACGGUGCUGACGGUGGCCAAGGCGUUAACAACAAUGGGAUUGACGGACGAUUAAGAGAGUGCUCGGUGGUUCUCACGCGCGUUAGGGAGAGUGACAUCGCGAUGAUGGGAACCCAGACUACUCAUAACGACCAACCCGGAACAAGUGGGGAUGCUCGAGAAGCCGCUGCGACAGUGCAAACUGUCGAUGAGUGGGAGGAUGACUCUGCCAUGGUCAUUGCUCCGGCAGCCCAGGUCACAGCAACUGGGCUGGUGAUCCGAAUGCCUUACGAGGCACACAGGUGCGCAAUAUGUGGAGUAUCGAUGGGGACACUGGUACAACUGAGGAGGCAUACCAAAGUAGUGCAUAGCGGUGUCUUGGUAAGAUAUAUGUCUAUCUCGUGCGGGAAAACGGCCCCCAACCAUCAUGCGAUCGCUUUCCACGUCCCUAAAUGCAGGGGCCAUCAGGUGGCGAGGCCCCCGGGCCCCGUCCAAUGUGAAGCUUGCGAUGCCACGUUCGGUACCAAGAGGGGCCUCAGUAUCCACGAGAUGCAUGUCCACCCCGCUGUGCGCAACCGGAAACGGAUUGCGUCGCUGAUGGCGACACUUGGCCCCAUUGGGGAGGCGGUGGAGGCAGGAACUACGCGGGCCUCGUUGGUAGGUGACCCAGACGCUUCGACUAGUUCGAGGCGCAUGCGAGUAAAUGUCUCUAUGGAUGGUGGAGUUAUGCCACUCGAGCCUGUUGCGAGUUCGUCGGUCCCUCACACAACAACCUCCCGGUCAGAGAGCGGGCUCAAGGUACGUCUCCGAGAGCUCGUUCGCGAAAUGAUCGAUGCGUUGGAGGGCGACGACGCGGACAACAUCCCAGUCCUAAAAGCUUGGUUGGAAGGCAGCGACCAGUUACCUGCAAUGGUCGAGGCAGCAACCUCCUCACUGCUUCAGGGGUUGACUCCUGAAGCAAGAAAUGGCUCAGCACCCUCUCGCCGCAAAAGAGGUCGUGUUCCCCAUAGUGUUCUGCGUAGACGGCGUAAGGGCCAGCUUCGGAAGGAAGUCUACAGCAGGUGUCAGCACUUGUAUCAAACUGACCCGGCCCGCCUGGCGGGGGAGAUCCUGGACGGAGCGGUUCCGAUGAGGUGCCAGAUCCCCCUGCAUAUAUACCCCCUGGUAUUCAGGGCGUACAAGAGCAAGUGGGAAGAAAAAACAUCUUUCCGCGGGCUGGGUCAUUUCAGGGCGGGGGAACACGCGGACAACGAUCUCCUGGCUGGGCUCAUUUCGGAAGAGGAGGUGCUGCUCUGCCUUCGACAAGUGGCAAAGAAUUCCGCCCCGGGUCCAGAUGGUAUCGGUAAGCAGGAUUUGCUUGAAUGGGACCCUGAGGGUGAGGCCCUCACACGUAUGUUCAACAUGUGGUGGGUCACCGGAAUCAUUCCUACACGCCUGAAGAGUUGUCGAACGAUACUGCUACCCAAAUCAGUGGAUCCUUGGCUGGCGAGGGAGAUCGGAAACUGGAGGCCGAUCACCAUUGGAUCAAUGAUUUUACGGGUAUUUACUAGGAUCCUGUCGAAGCGACUGGCUCCGGCCUGUCCGCUCCACCCUAGUCAGAGGGGGUUCCGUCCUACCCCCGGAUGUUCUGAAAACAUCGAGGUCCUCCGGGGCCUGAUCCGUCACUGCAAGACCGAGUGUAGCAGCCCACUCGCAGUGGUGUCGAUUGACUUCGCUCAGGCUUUUGACUCGGUUUCCCAUGAGCAUCUGCUCGCAGCGCUCGGAAUGGUUAAGGUGGACCUACACAUGGUAGAGAUGAUCCAGCAACUCUACACGAAUCUCAGGUACCUCGGGGCCCAAUGCAAUCCUUGGGUUGGGAUUGUUAAGCCGGAUCAGGCCAGUAUUCUUGACAAGUGGGUGAGACGUCUGGCGGCGUCUCCACUUAAACCAUCUCAGAAAGUGACACUACUGAACCGGCACGCGAUACCCCGACUCCACUACCUGGCCGAUCAUGCCGAGCUCGGAUUGGCCGCUCUAAACCGCUUGGACAGGAUCAUCAAGGGCGCCGUGAAGGAAUGGUUGCACCUUCCACGGUCAACUUGUGAUGGGUUAUUAUAUGCAAGGAACCGGGAUGGUGGCCUGGGGAUCUGCAAACUCGCCCGACAAACCCCGGCAAACCAAGCGAGAAGAUGGUUACGAUUGUCUAUAUCCUCAAACGAAGUGGUGAAAGCGUUGGCUACCAGCGACUGGGCGAAGGAUCAUUUCAGGCAAUUGUGGCGGAGGGCAGGGGGGGGCGAUGUUGAGAUUCCACAGUUGGGACUGUGGAAUGUGAACGCAAAUGGAGACGAGCCCUGCCCGCUGACGCCUGCCUGCCCGUGGCCAUGUGAUUGGAGGGCCGAUGAAUUCCGUAGGUGGACAGAGCUGCCUGUUCAGGGCAGGGGAAUUGCCAAACUUAAAGGUUGCCGGGCAAGCAACAAUUGGCUGAGAAUGCACAAGGGUUUCACCGAGCGCUGCUUCAUUGCGGCGCUGCAGGUGAGAGCGAACGUGUACCCCACAGCGGAAUCCAUAGUCCGAGGAAGGCCCAAGACAACAACAGCCUCAUGCAGACUCUGUUCGGCGCGGUUGGAAUCGGUUUCUCACAUUCUCGGACAGUGUCCCCGAAUGCAAUCUAUGCGGAUAUUGAGGCGCCACAAGAUCUGUCGUCUCCUGGCGACCGAGGCUGAAGGCCUGGGAUGGGAGGUCCGCCGAGAAUGGCCGUUCGAGACUGCUGGCGGAGAGUCACGGCGGUUGGACUUGGUGCUCAUUCGAGGUUUGGAAGCUCUGGUCAUUGAUGCCACGGUGCGGUUCGAGUCCGACCCGAACACGCUCCGUGGUGCGGCAAAUGAGAAGGCAGGCCCAAAACAACAGCCUUAUGCAAGCUCUGUUCCUCGAGAUUGGAUCAGUCUCCCACAUCCUGGGGCAGUGCCCUGGGGUGCAGUCAAUGAGGAUUCUGAGGCCCCACAAGAUCUGUCGUGA